UGAGGACGUUACCAACGCAGUAUCGACUCUGAAGGAAAUCUACGAAAUGAAUUUGGAAAAUUUCGAAGUGGAAAUGGAACUCCUUCAGAGCGAAAACUCUCGUCUGCGAGCAACGUUGCUCGAGAAGGAAAAUUUGUUUGACGAAAUGACUGAAAACAUCGGCAGUGUGAGGCGAAGAGUCAUCGAGGAUUUCCAAGGAAGAAUGGACAGACUGAAUAAUGGAAAUAGUCAGUUGAGAAGGGAACUACUGGAGCGAUCUCGAGAGGCCGAGGAAUUUGAACGUACAAUUGGCCGUCUUGAAGAGGAGGUCCAGGCUUUGACAGAACGCAACAGGAAACUGGAAACCGAAAAUAUGGACAAGGACAAAGUUAUGGAAAACGUCAAAGAAAGUAACAUGCAGUGUGAAGCGACGAAGAACGGUUUGCAGGAAGAGAUCAGGAAUCUCAGUCGACAGAACACUGAAAUGAAGAUAAAUAUGGCCGAUCUGAAGAAAGAAAAGACUGAGCUGGAAGAAAAGAUGGCUGAUUUGGGAAAGGAAUUUGAAAAGGAAGUUGCUGGCCUCGAGCAGAGGCUGAGUAACUAUCAAGAUAUAAUUACAGAAAAGGACGGAGAGAUCGAAAGGCUUAACAAAGAGGCGACAGAAAAGGGAGGAAAAUUAGAAGAGAUGGAAAAAGAAAUCCAUAAUUUAGUUGAGGAGAAAAAUGAGCUUAGCAUGGAAAUGGAGGACAAUAUUCAUCGCCUUAUGCUUGAGCUCAGUAAUCUUCAAACGAAAAAGGACAGCCAGAUAGAAAUGUGUAAGCAAGAAGUGAUAGAAAAGGAAGAGAAAAUAGAAGAUCUGGAGAAUAUUGUGCAGAAUUUACUCGAGGAAAAAAAGAAAAUUAAAAAUGAAAUGGACUACAAAAUAAAUGACCUUUGUCAAGAGCUCAGUAAACAGAAAGAUCUCAAUAAGGAGGACAUUGAAAAGUUUGAAAAAGAAAUAUUCGAAUUUGGACAAACGAUUCAAGGUCUGGAAAGUGAGGUAAUCUCACUGAUGAAAGAAAAGGAAACCCAGAAGAUUGAAAUGGAAAAUGAAAUGAACGACCUCAUAUCUCUGAAUAUGGAAAAGGAGCUGCAGCUGGAACAAUUUAAAAAAGAGGUCACUGAUUGUUUACAUACAAUUGAAGGUCUGGAAAAUGAGGUCGUCUCCUUGAUGAGAGAAAAGGAAACCCUGAAGACUGAAAUGGAGAAGGAAAUAUCCGACCUCAUAUCUGUGAACAUGGAAAAGAAUGAGCAUCUGGAACUACUUAAAAAAGAAGUCGUUUAUUGUGGACAAACGAUUGAAGGACUGGAAAAUGAGGUCGUCGAUUUGAUAGGAGAAAAGAAGAGCCUGAAGACCGAAAUGGAAAAGGAAAUAAUGGACCUGAAAGGAGAGGUGACUAACCUGAUGGAUAUGAACUUGGAAAAGGACGAGGAGAUAAAAAAGUUGAAAAAGGAAGUUAUUGAAAUUGGAAAGCAAAUUGAAGGUCUGGAAAAAGAGGUCAUAGAGUUAAUGAAGGAUAAUGAGAGGAGGAAAGCUAAGAUGGAAAAAGAAAUAACAGACCUGAAAGAAGAGUUAAUUUACCUACAGGAUGUGAAUUUGGAAAAGGACGAGGAGAUUGAAAAGUGUAAAAAGGAAGCAAUUGAAAUUGGAAAGAGAAUGGAAGGUCUGGAAGAUGAGGUCAUCGAGUUGAUGGAGGAGAAUGAGAGAAGGAAAAUUAAGAUGGAAAAUGAAAUAACAGACCUCAAAGAAGAGUUGAUAAAAAUGCAGGAUAUGAAUUUGGAAAAGGAUGAGGAGAUUAAAAAGUGCAAAAAGGAAGCAAUUGAAGUUGGAGAGACAAUUGAAGGUCUGAAAAAUGAGGUGAUUGAAUUGAUGGAUGAGAAUCAGAGGAGAAAAACUAAGAUGGAAAAUGAAAUAAACGACCUGAAAGAAGAGUCGAUGAAUCUACAGUCACUGAACAUGGUGAAGGACAAGGAGAUUGAAAAGUGCAAAAAGGAAGUGAUUGAAAUUGUAAAGAAAAUUGGGUGUCUGGAAAAUGAGGUAAUCGAGUUGAUGGAGGGUAAUCAGCGGAUGGAAAAAGAAAUGACAGACCUUAAAGAAGAGUUGAUUUACCUGCAGGAUUUGAAUGUGGAAAAGAAGGAGGAGAUUGAAAAGUUGAAAAAGGAAGAAAUAGUAUUUGUAGCUACAAUUGAAGGUCAGAAAAAUGAGAUCAUUGAGUCGAUGGAGGAGAAUGAGAAGAGGAAAAAAGAUAUGAAAGAGGUAAUGAAGAACCUAAAAGAGUUAAUCAAAGAGCAUGAUAUGAAUAUGGAAAAUGAUAUAAAAUGAGACAUGGGCUUGUAAUGUGCAGCAAAAUUAGAGGAAGACGAAGUAAGGUAGGUGAGAAAGAAUCGAGAGAAGAGGCAGCUGAACUUAGCUGACCUUGAUUGGCCCUUUCCAAGAAAGGCGCACAAACUGGCUGGAGGACGGACGGCGGCCGGGGGACCGCCGGACGCUCACUGGCCCACACCGAACCAGGUGCCAGAGGCCAAACUGUCUGGAGGAAAGCAGGUGCCCGACCCAAACUGGCUGGAGGACGGACGGCGGCCGGGGGACCGCCGGACGCUCACUGGCCCACACCGAAAGCGGGCGCCCGAGCCCAAACUGGCUGGAGGACGGACGGCGGCCGGGGGACCGCCGGACGCUCACUGG
Macrobrachium nipponense is the source of this 2704-nucleotide messenger RNA. Its product is annotated as CAP-Gly domain-containing linker protein 1-like. The record is from RefSeq and is a predicted model, not a curated record. The coding region runs from base 47 to 2341 and encodes 764 amino acids. The transcript has a single exon. NCBI's taxonomy places the organism in Eukaryota, Metazoa, Arthropoda, Malacostraca, Decapoda, Palaemonidae.